Messenger RNA from Lepisosteus oculatus (spotted gar), 5777 nucleotides. RefSeq lists its product as uncharacterized. The record is from RefSeq and is a predicted model, not a curated record. NCBI's taxonomy places the organism in Eukaryota, Metazoa, Chordata, Actinopteri, Semionotiformes, Lepisosteidae.
UUUAACAUAAUUUACCUCCAAUAGACAAGGUGGGGAAGAAAUAAGAAGAGUCUAGUGACUACAGUGACCUUUGGUAACCAUGGGGACAAAACACACACAGUAGCCAUCCACCUUCUAAAAGAGGUAAAACCAUCUUUUAAACAAACGGCAGAACAAGCCCCUUCCUGUAUUGCAAAAUUAACAAACACCAGUCAUAAAAGUAAAAAAAGACGUAAGGAAACAUUCACUGAUAUGCUUGUCUAGUGGGAUGAUUGAACUUUAGCAGGAUGGGUGUUGGGGAAUUAGUCUCCUAAAGGCUCGUAUUUAUACCCUCAAGUGAAUUUUCAUGAUUGUGCCCGACUGCUGCUCUUUUCCUCUGGGAUUCCUAUACCAGAGAGUCAGGAGACUCAGUACCCAACUAAAGUAAUCAUAUUCCAUUCAAGUAAUCAUCUACAUUAAAAGGCGCUCAAGUGUCUUUACCUGCAUCUGGUCAUGUAAUGCUCUUUAUUAUUACAAGAGUAAUACUUAAUCUUUAAAACAGCAGAAACAGGGGGCAUGCAUGGAGCAAAGUGUUUGUGAGUUUACAGAUAUUUGUCCGUGAACUCUGUGUUGGUAAAAUCCUUUCUGUAUACAGUAAAUGUGUGCCCAUUUUAUUUAAAAAUGAAGGGCUGCAGGCUUCCACAUUGCUAGUUGGUUAAGUGCUGUGUUCUGAUUUAUCCAGGCAGACGUACAGAAAAACAUUAAUUUUUCAAGGUGGAAAAGUGUAUAAUCCAGAGUGGGAUUUUUUUUUUUUGUAUUUUCCUAACACUUCCAGAGUGCAUCAGUGGUAAAUGUCUGCAUUCUUGUACGGUUCCUGAGCAUGUGAAUUUGAAGAUAGCCCAAAAGAACAACAACGUUCAAAAGGUUACAUAUAGCACAAGGAAAUGAGACCAAAAAACAUUUACCAUAUAAGGUGUCCUGCACAACUGAAGGUUUGCGGAAUUUGCAAACCUUGCCAAAAAAUGUAACAACCAGGAUGUGUUAGUUUCAAAACACAAAUGGCAGAUCUUGUAAAUACUAUACCUACAAACUUUGCCUGUUUUUCACAUACUUGUUUUCUCAUGUUGUUGCAUACUAUAAUACAGGAACCACCUUAUCAGACGGUGCAACACAAAAAGCUCUUAUCAGCAAGUCUGUAUACAAUAUCUAAACAUUCAAAAUGUUUCAAGUUGUUCCGCAGGAAGCCAGUGUUUUCAAGUGUCCAUUCAUGGUAUGUGGGUCAAACUGAGUUCCAGUAAGACAUUCAAACAGAAGACUUGCUCAACAUAUCUGUACUGUAUUUGUUGACACAACUGAAAAAUAAAGCUCUGCAGAUUUAGGUAAUCUGUCAUGUUAAUGUUUAACAGCAAGAACAACACAACCAGUACUGACUGCCUUAGGUGCAGUUGCUAUAAAGAUAGCAGAAGUAAAGCAUGGUAUCUGGAAUAUUGGUUAUUUGUUUGCACAGAAAUACUAGAGUUUGUUCCAAAACACUUUCUAAAUGCCUCAUUUCUAGGUGUCCUAAAGUUAGACACAGGUCCCUGAUUAAGGUAUGCAAACGUUUUUACGUUUAAGUAAUGGUUCAUCCAUUAGUGUUUUUUAUUUUCCUUAUUUUCCCUACAACAUGCUGUACAUGCCAAGAGUACACCAUCUUGCCCUAGAGGAACAGUUUUAGCAUCAGCAUCAAUUUCAUCAGUGCAGUCACAAGAGAGACUUUUUUGUGUUGAACUUUUAAGAAAGUUCCCUGCUUGGAUUCAUGUUUCUGUUUACAGUAAAUUAUACCAUACUGAACUGAAAUAUACUUAUUAGUGCUCCCACUGUGAGACACACAGCAUGGAGUUUCGCAUUUUUCCUGGUUUGGACACCAGAAUUAAUCAAACUUCCAAAACCAUACCCUUCAAGGUUAUUUACAGUAUCUUAAGCUUAAGGGUCGUAUAACUCAACCUUAGAAGAUCUAGAAACAAACAUUUUAUUUUUUUGAAAUAGCUACAGUAGGUGCUCUAAGGCUUAUGUACAAACUGUACUAGAGCCAUUGAGUCACAGUGUGUCAGUACAAAUGAACUACAGUACAGUAGGUGCAGUACGUCUGCUCAGUAGGUGCGCAUUAUGGUUAAGACCACUUAAUCAGGCAUUGAUUGUGCAUAGAUGGAGUCUGCCAAUAAAUGCCAACCCUACUGAAAAUUGAAGAACUCCUUGAAAUCCAAUUAAGCACGUGUAAGAACAGAAGAUUACAAAAGAGAGGAACCAUUCAUCCUGUCUUGCUCAUUUGGUGACUAGCAGCCUAUUGAUCAGAAGAUCUUCUCCAGCAUUUUUCUUGAAGGACGAUGAGGUAUCAGGUUCAAUAGCAUCACUAGAGAAUUUGCUCCAGACCUCCACAAAACUUUGUUUAGAGAGGGACGUCCUGAUUUUAGUUCUAAAUGUGCACCUUUUGUUUUCCACAUGUGUCUUCAUGCGCCCCUUACAUUCCUCAUUAUUGUCCUAAAACAGACCACUGCUUUGACUGUCAACGUGCUUCAGGAUUUUAAACAAUUAUAUAAAAUCAUAGAAUCCUCUGUUUAAGGCUAAAGCAAAGACGUUCCUGUCAAGCUGUCUUAAGGAACGUGUAAGACAUCCGUGUGAAGUUAGAUGAUCCUGUCAGGAAGCUACUGUAGUUUUACAAAAACACUUUAAAAGAACUGCUUGGCAUAUUUACCUAUUUACUCAUUACAGUCAUCUUCCUUUCCUGCUAAUCCCUCUCUAUUCCACGAGACUUUCAUUUUACCAUCUGAUUAUGUCCCUAUUUAAAUAUUCACACAGGAUGUUUUUUUUCCCAGGCCAUAUGAAAUGUUUUUUGCUUCAGAAGCACAACCUAACCUGUUUAACAGCUUCCUGUAUCAAAUACACCAGUAAUCCUAACUCUGACCCUCUGGAACCACUAUUUACUAAGCACUAAAUCAUCAGUGCUAAUUGAUGUUGUUAAUUGGUCUGUUUGCGUGUUUUGAAUCUGGUUUAAUUGUUUCAACUCUCAGUCCCUAACUUCCACACUGUUUCCAACAACUUCCAUACAUAGAACUAAGCGGUUUCUCCUCAACUCCUCAGCCCUGUUUUGUGUCUAAACAGCUCUUAAUAGGUGUGAGAUAAAUUCACAUCAAGUUUUUUGAUGAACAUACACAGGUGCAAAGGACAAUGUAUCAUGGUUUUACUUCUUUCAGCUGGGGUAAAGAUGGUUACAUUUCAGGUUACACACCUGAUUGAGGGCAGUUUUAAACCGCAGAUACUUGCAGCAUUGAUAACAAUUAAUAAUCCUAUUUAACAUUUUAACAGCUGAAGGCAAUUCAUUUUAAAAACAGAUGCUCCACAAAGAAAAUCAAAGUCAGCCUGCAAAAAUGAAGUUAGCUUAAGGAAAAAAAAAGAGAAACAACUAAAUAGACAAGUAGCCACCAAAAGCUAGAAAAGGAAUAACUGUAGUAGGAAUAAUUGUAAGUAAGAUGGUAAGUAGAUGGUCAGGAUGUAAGUAAAAAUAGAGAGGACCUCUGCAAUUUCACACAUAACUGCAAUCUGCACACUUUUGCAAUUUAAACACAAGUUUUUAAUGCUAGAUAUAUCCUCAUAUAAUUAUGCAGCUCUCACAGUAAAAUAUUGUUUGCCUCAGUUUAGAAAACUACGGUUCUAUAUGGAAUGAAAAUAAAGCCAAUAUAAAUAAAGUUAAAAACUGUGGGACAUUUAAAAAUUGCUUCCCAUUUCCUUGUGUCCUGCAAUUUAUCACCCAAGCUAAUAAAGAUUUCAUCUAUCAAAUUGUAAUGGGGUGAAAGGGCUAAUUACUUCAAUGACUGCAGGUGGAAAUGUUUAUUAACCUUAAUGAUGCUCCAGGCAUUUGCACUGUUUUCCUCUGAAAAAAUAUAAGCUAUAGUGCAAGACAAAAGUCAGCAAAACCACGAAGAAAAUCCUUCUGAUUUAUUUCAGAGCCUGUGUUCUAGGGUGCAGAUCUUUGACUAAGUGAUGCUGGGGUUUAUGCACGUUUUAUAAAUGCUCCUUCUGCCCCCCAAAAAUUGUACUGAAGUUGCUCACUCCUUGCAUUGACAAUGGAAUACCUGGAGACCAUAGUGGAAUGUGAGGAACCGCUGGACGAGUCCUUCUUCCUGGUGGUGAAAAGACCUGGGCGGAAAUCCUGUUCUGUGGUAAAGCACAGCACUCCUGGAAGGUCUCAGCUGACGGAGUUUACGAUAAGCGCACUCGGUGAAAAAGGAGAAAACAGUGAAUUCUUAGCAGCGUCGAAAUCCAGACCGGAUUUCUCGACCUUGGACCCCGCUGUGAAUUCGAGGGGGGACACUCUUUCCACCAUCCAGACCAUUAAGGAGGAGGAUGUUUCCAUCGACAGCAGAGAGCCCGGGGAGAGCCAGGAGGAGCCCCAGUGCACAGCUGCACCAACAUGGGCGGAGGGCGGCUUAGGAAGGCCGCGUGACAGCGACCAAGCGUCGUCAACAGCAGCAGAACCCCCUGGAAAACCGGACGAAGUCUACAACAGAAGUUCAAGCACAGGUUUACAUUCAACCACGUUCUUUCCAGAUACUUCCUUUGACAGCCAAAGGUGGUUAAACCUUCAGAGGAGAAAAUCCAGAGCCAGAAAAUCCCAAAAUGAGGCAUCGCUAACCCUCGGGGAACUAACCACCUCUUGGCACAGCGAGGUGUCAAGACUGGAUACAAUCCCAUCAAAAGGAAAGAGUGAUCAAACCAGCCAAAGAAGGAGAGACAGCAAAACAAAGAAACUGAAACUGAGAGAGCAACUGCGUGCUCAAGAAUGGGUGAUUCUCCAGAUGAUAGACAUUGAGGAAGCAACUAAACACGAACUUACUAUCGAGUAAACCGUCAUUUUCGCAUUCAUUGGAAUCCAUGUGGCAUUUAAAAGCGCUUGUACUAGGUGGCCUGUUUUAUGGGUCAGUGUGUACUUUCCAUGUGGUGUGACGAGUGCCAAAGGACAUGCACUCUCCUGUGGAUCCAGACAUGUGGUCAAUCUAAUGACAAACAACACUUCCUUGCUGACUGCUAUACCUCUCUCUGCCUCGGCAGGGCCCCUUGUUUUUCCAGGUUGGACCCUGACCUUGAGCUACUGUUUUGCUUUGAUCUUACACAACUUAAUGCUUUAUGAUGAGUUGGCAGUAAUUAGAAAAUGGAAUGCAAAGAGUGAGCGGGUUUUACGCCCCCCUCUCUCUCUCUCUCUCUCUUGUUUUGUCUCUCCCUACGCAGGGAGUGACCAUAUUUUUAAAGAAACAGACUUGAAGCCCACAAAAUAGAACCGAACAGAACUUAAAUGAAGCAAAUCUCUGCACCUCUCAGGGCCCGAGGCAGAUGAGGAUGUGGGAGACCAAUGUAACCCAAUAGCGCUAUAGUAGAGCUCUAGUGGGCGUUUGUUUUAUUACCUGUUAUAUUAACCUGUUGUGCAAAGAUGAUCUUGAAAAUAAAGGUGUACACAAUCUCGAGUAAUACAGUACGUGCUACAUUUUUACAGAGUGCUUUAAUUUACUAUUAAGGCAUAAACAAAAUAGAAAGCCCAUGUUAGAUGUCAUGAAUAUUUUUUAAAAAUGUGUAUCAUGUAUUUAAAUACUUUCAGAUAUGCCUGCUGUUAAUGUGUGGAUUUUAGAGAAUCGAAUUAGGGAGUUAGAUCAGGGAAAGGCAGUAAAAGUACUACGGUCACCUCAAUAAGAAACUUUUAAAUUAUUAUAAGUAUUCUGACAGAAUGAUGUGGGUAUGAUUCUGUCAGCAUUAUUGUAAACUACUGACUCUGAUUUUAGCAUGCGAUCGGU